Molecule: messenger RNA, 1952 nt
Organism: Manihot esculenta (cassava)
Lineage: Eukaryota; Viridiplantae; Streptophyta; Magnoliopsida; Malpighiales; Euphorbiaceae
Product: terpene synthase 10
Exons: 8
Coding region: 65-1846 (593 amino acids)
Biological process (GO): diterpenoid biosynthetic process
Molecular function (GO): terpene synthase activity; magnesium ion binding
Source: RefSeq, a predicted model, not a curated record
UGCAAAUCUAUACAAGGACUUGUAGCUUUUGGAAAAUUAAGCCUACAACAAAAAGCUCUUCUAGAUGGCCCUGAACCACUCUUUAACUUCAUGUCCUAGUUGCUCUUUAGCUAAAGUGCCUUCAAGAACUCGCACCUUCAUAUUACCCAGAAUUGGCAAUUUUUCCAAUCCUCUUAGAUGCAUGAUUUAUCCAAAACUUGCCAAGAACACUACUGCGAGACGAUCUGCAAAUUACCAAUCUCCCAUUUGGGAUUUUAAUUUUGUGCAGUCACUGAAGAGUGAAUAUGGGGAAGAGGUCUACAUAAACAGAAUCAAUAAGCAGAAGGAAGAAGUAAGGUUGAUGCUUAAGCAAACUGUGGAUCCUUUGAAUCAGCUCCAAUUAAUUGACACCUUGCAAAGACUUGGAUUAGCUUAUCACUAUGAAGAUGAAAUAAAAAGAGUCUUGAUGAGCUUUACCCAUAAUAUCCAUAAUAUAGGGAUGAGGGAGGAUUUAUAUGCUACAGCUCUUAAAUUUCGACUCCUUAGACAACACGGAUAUGAUGUACCUCAAGCUAUUUUUCUUGAUAUAUUCCGAGAUGAGGCAGGAAACUUCAAAAAGUGUCUAUGUGAGGAUUGGGAGGGAAUGUUAUCUUUGUACGAGGCAUCAUUCCUUUUAGAGGAAGGUGAAACUAUCUUGCAAAAUGCAAGAGAUUUUACAACCACUCGUCUAAAUAAGUUUGUUGAACAGACCAAAGACCAAAACAUAUCCAAGUUAAUAAAUCAUGCUUUGGAGCUCCCACUGCAUUGGAGGAUGCCAAGGUUGGAGACCAGAUGGUUCAUAGAUGUAUAUGAAAGAAAACAAGGCAUGAAUCCUCUUCUACUAGAACUUGCUAAAUUGGAUUUUAAUAACGUGCAGAUAACACACCAGAACGAUCUAAAACACAUGUCAUGGUGGUGGAGGAAUAUAGGCUUAGAGGAAAAGCUAAGCUUUGCCAGAAGUAGGCUAAUUGAGAGCUUCUUUUGGACAAUUGGGUUGAUAUCCGAGCCACAAUUCAGCUAUUGUAGGAGAAUAUUGACAAAGGCCAUUGCACUGGUAACAAUAAUUGAUGAUGUGUAUGAUGUGUAUGGAACCUUGGAUGAGCUUGAGCUAUUCACUGAUGCUGUUGAAAGAUGGGAUGUCAAUGCAAUGGAGCAGCUUCCAGACUACAUGAAGAUCUGUUAUCUUUCGUUCCAUAACUCCAUAAAUGAAAUAGCAUUUGAUGUCCUUAAGGAACAAGGAAUUUACAUUAUUCCCUACUUGAAGAAAGCUUGGGCAGAUCUAUGCAAAUCAUUCUUAUUGGAGGCUAGAUGGUUUUACAAUGGACAUAUACCAAGUUUACAAGAAUACAUUGACAAUGCAUGGAUCUCUAUCUCAGGUCACGUAAUACUAAUUCAUGCUUAUUUUCUUGUAAACUCUCCAAUCACAAAUGAUGCCUUAAAAUGCUUGAAAGAGUACUCCAAUAUAAUUCGAUAUUCAUCCACGAUUUUUAGACUUGCAAAUGAUCUUGGAACAUCAUCUGAUGAACUAAAGAGAGGUGAUGUUCCAAAAUCAAUUCAAUGCUACAUGCAUGAAACUGGAGUUUCAGAAGCAGAAGCGAGUUAUCACAUUCGAUUUCUAAUUAGCGAGAUAUGGAAGAAAAUGAAUAAUGAAAAGACUACAAAUUCUCCAUUCUCAGAAACUUUUAUUAAGAUAGCAUUCAAUUUAUUUAGAAUGGCACAAUGCACGUACCAUCAAGGAGACGGAUUUGGGAUUGUAAACUGUGAGACUAAAGACCAAGUUCUAUCAUUACUUAUUGAACCAAUUCCUUGUAGGAUAUCAGCUAUGUAGCAGACUCACUACCUAGACAAGGUUGUCUUUAGACUUGAACUACAUUGUAGGUUUCUCUUUUUAUAAAGGUGGUGGUUAUUAUUUAGUUCACCCUGUUACCAUUUUG